GCGCGUGCACCGAAGUAGUUCUCAAUCUGAGGUCUUCGAUGGUCAUCAUCGCUCUCGCGCUAGCGGUGCUACUGGCUCUUAAAGCGGCUGCGUCGCAUGCACCGAGCCCCGGAUACCUGCUGCUCCCUCCGCUCCGCCUCUUCUCAGCAGCCCAUCGCGGCUGCAGCAACCCGACAUCCAGGUCCUAAUCACCGCACCAUCAGCGCUGACUGGCCGCUGGCACUGGGUUAAAUGUUGGGAGAAAAGGCUCACGGUGUCACUUUGAAAGUUAUGGAAUACACAUAUGACGAGGACCUGGAAGAGCUGUGUCCUGUGUGCGGGGACAAAGUGUCCGGAUACCACUACGGUCUGCUCACCUGCGAGAGCUGCAAGGGCUUCUUCAAGAGGACGGUGCAGAACAACAAGAGGUACACGUGUGCAGAGAACCAGGAGUGUAAAAUAGACAAAACCCAGAGGAAGAGAUGUCCUUUCUGUCGCUUCCAGAAGUGCCUCAAUGUGGGGAUGCGGCUAGAAGCGGUGCGCGCAGACCGCAUGCGUGGGGGGAGGAAUAAAUUUGGCCCCAUGUACAAGAGAGACAGGGCCUUGAAGCAGCAGAAGAAGGCUUUGAUUCGAUCCAACGGGUUCAAGCUGGAGAGCGCUGCUCCUCCGCCGGCCUCCCCUCUGCACAGUGACUACGGAUUCAGCCUGCCCACCAUCUCCAAAAGCCUGCUGCCCUCCACCCCGAGCUCCGUCACCCCCACAGAGUACGAGGCUAACCUCUACGGGACCCCAUCCCUGGGCAUGGCCAUGCAGCCCCACGUGCCCCUCGCCUCUCAGUACCAGUACGCGUCCUUCCCCGGCAGGGCGAUAAAAGCCGAAUGUCCCGACUACACCAGCUCCCCCGAGUCCCUGAGCGGAUACGCCUACCCAGACAUGUACCCCUCGGCCUCGCCGCAGCCGCCCGGCCUCCCGCCGCUGGUGCUGGAGCUGCUGCGGUGUGACCCGGACGAGCUGGUGGUGCAGAGUAAGAUCGUGGCUCACCUGCAGCAGGAGCAGAGCGGCCGGGGCCGGCUGGACAAGCCCAGCACCUUCAGCCUGAUGUGUCGCAUGGCGGACCAGACUCUAUUCUCCAUAGUGGAGUGGGCUCGCAGCUGUAUCUUCUUCAAGGAGCUCAGGGUGGGAGAUCAAAUGAAGCUGCUCCAUAACUGCUGGUCUGAACUUCUGGUCCUGGAUCACAUCUUCAGACAAGUGCAGCAUGGACAGGAAGACAGCUUCCUGCUGGUGACCGGCCAGGAGGUGGAGCUCUCGUUCAUCCUGUCCCAAGCCGAGGCGGCUCUGUCCAGUCUGGUCCAGAGGGGGCAGGAGCUGGCGGCGAGGCUGCGGGCGCUGCAGUUGGACCGCAGAGAGAUCGCCUGUCUGAAAUUCCUCCUCCUGUUCAACCCCAAUGUGAAGCUGCUGGAGGACCAGGCCUUCGUGGAGGGCGUCCAGGAGCAGGUGAACGGGGCUCUGCUGGAGUACACUCUGUCCACCUACCCUCAGUUCCAGGAGAAGUUCAGCCAGCUGGUUGUGCGGCUGCCGGAGCUCCGCUCCCUCAGCACGCAGGCAGAGGACUACCUGUGCUACAUGCAUCUGAGCGGAGAGGUGCCCUGCAACAACCUGCUCAUUGAGAUGCUGCACGCCAAGCGAGCUUGCGUGUGAGGCACACACACAGGUGGAACCCCGUCAUGUGUGUGGGACGAUAGAAAGGUUCAUAUGAGGUCAUCUUCUGAGGGCUGCCGUUUGGUUAGAAGAGGAGAACAUGUUUUUUAGAGUUUGGAAUUAUAAAUGUCCAUCUGUACUCAAAGGUAGUUACAUUUUGAAUGUUAAUGCUUUCCUAUCCUGCAGGGCUACAUUAAUGUGACCUUUAUAAACUGGAUUUUCUACCUUGUUUUCAUAAAUCUAAAAUUAGAGCUGACUGUAAAGUUACCUUAUGUCAUCUUUGAAUCCGACAUCACGAGAUAUUUUCUACGUCCCACAGAGCUGCCAAGCAAUCAUUUAGACCCACAGAAAUCUUGUGACUGAGGUAUCUCGUCCAUAGCUGCAACAUCAUUGGUCAUUUCUGAAACAUCCAUCCAUGAAUAUUGUUCUGACAUGACUGGAAUACUGUUUCAAACACCACUUUAGAAGUAAUUUGUGUAUCAAGUGCUGGCCUCAUGCCUCAUUACAAAACGGGACUAUGUGUGUGGCCACACCGAUUGAAUACUCGCUGGUUGAGCUGACCAACACUGUUCAUCGAUUGUUGUUUUCUUUCGAUGAAGGUUGCCAAACACAACACAAUGUGUAGACCAGCACUGCCUGUAAUUCCAAAACAUAUGAAAACUCUUAUCAGGUUAAAUAUAUUUAAAUUUUAAAUAAUAUUUAGAUGUGUUAAUAUAUUGAUAUAUAGAAGUCAGACAUAUUAAGAAAAUCACAUUGUUUUGUUGCUGAUCAUGCAUCAAGAGAGAAAAAGUUUUAUUUGAAAGAUGGAAACAGACAAUGAAAAGGGGAGAAAUAAAAAAUAAAUUGUACACACCAACCAGUUAUGGAUGAAAACAUGAAAAAGAGGUAGCCAGGCCCGAGGAACAGAAAGAGAGAUGAAACAGGACAACCGUAUGUUCGGUUUCCACCGAGGACUCAGACACCACACAGGGGGGGAACGAUGCAUCGAGGUUUUGGUUUAAACGUUUAUUUGUAAAAUCUGAUUUGUUUUUGCCUCCAAAAAGGAAAACGUCAGUAGUGUCACCUUUCAACACACUGUACAGUAGGAUCUCACCAUGUACGGUGAGAAGAAUGUUUCCCACUGAAGCUGCUUCAGAGAUCGUUUUUAGUAGACUACCCAUGAUGAAGAUGACUUUCCAAACUUCUGCAUUCUGUAAAUAAUAUUAUUGCUUUUUUUGUUCUUUAAUCGUCAAAACCCACGACCAAAACCACCAACGUGCCAUUACCUUCUUUCCAGCCCCAUCUGCGUCACCGUCUCAGAACCAUUGAAACGCUGCAUUAGUCAAUGAUUUUGGUGCAGUUGUAUAUGAAAAUUGCAUUUUGUCACUGCCAAUAUUUGUUAUGACAAUCACCAAGGUUUAAAAGAAAGCCGAUUCGUUCCCCCUCAGUAUUGUGCUGUUAGGACGCUCGCACUUCCUGCUUCAUGUUCAUCUCAACACAAGGUGAAACACAGUCUCCUUCACUCCUGAUACACAUUGUAAAUACAAACCAGUGGGUUAUGUAUCUUGCUGUGCGUCUGCCACUGUAACACACUGGCUGAGUGUCCCGUAGUCUGUCCCCAAAGACACUUAACUGUUUCCCUACAAAACGACCAGGUUAGGUGUUCAUCCAAACAUACAGAGUCUGUCCGGUGGGCAUUUGGCCAGUACCAAGAUCAGCAACAUGAACAUUACCCAUUCAAGCCUUGUUUGAUGGCUGGUCAGGUUUUUUUUUUACAGUUCCAUCCACCGUCCACCCCCCCCUCAGAAUUGCUUUAAUUAACCCAUCUCUUGCUUGGAGUUUCAUUUUUAAAGGAUGUAAAAAAAUCAAAGAGCACACCAUCAAAGCAAUUUUUUAAAUUUAGAGUUCCUUUAUUAUUUGACCAAAGUAAUCCCCAUUGAAAUGAUUAAUUAAAUGAAGCUUGUGUUAUUGCAGAAUUCAGUUCUCAGGUCGAUGGGUGUAAACGUCAUGGGUCAGUAAUACUCCCCACUGAUGGGAAUGUCUGACAUAUUCCUGUAUAUUUUAUAUAUUUUUAAGAAGAUAGUGAGUCACACAUUGGGCCUACCGGCCACAUACACAGUGUUGAAAACCAUAACACUGUACUGUGUUUGUAGCAGUUAGUGAUUCAUCUCUGAACUCCCAGAUGUUUGUAAGGUGACACAUCCUAUUUCAAAGCACAUGACUCUCAGCGAUGUUAUAACAGAGCGUCAAACUAAAACGCAGUCCAAGCAGUGUGCGUAAUAUUGUGCUGCUCAACUUUCUUACUGUGGCGAUUUAAAAUCAUUCCUCGUCCAUCCUUUUCAAGGUAUCGUAGACAAUCACUCCGUCUGCCUUAACUUAAUGUCUGAAAAAUGCACACACCCCUUGGUAUUCCAGUCGAGAUAGCUGUGUGUUCACUCUGUACAGUGUAUUUAUGUUGUGAAGUGACUAUCGAAUGCAAGAUGAAGAUACAUUUCAACGCAAAAAGUUCUCUGCUUUAUGUCGAGGUCAAAUUGCUACUGUUGUGGAACUGAUUCUAUUGAUAUUGCCUUUGUUUUUGCUAUUUGUUCACGUUUUAUUUUCCUGUGAGUCCCGUCUUAAACCGAAGUUUUUCUCUCUUAAAAGACAAAGUGACCAACACUUUUUUUCUUUCAAUAUAUUUUAUUGUAAUAGCAUCAAACCAAUAAAUUUCAGUGAAGUAAAGCUC
Molecule: messenger RNA, 4381 nt
Organism: Gasterosteus aculeatus aculeatus (three-spined stickleback)
Lineage: Eukaryota; Metazoa; Chordata; Actinopteri; Perciformes; Gasterosteidae
Gene: nr5a1a
Product: nuclear receptor subfamily 5, group A, member 1a
Biological process (GO): regulation of transcription by RNA polymerase II; hormone-mediated signaling pathway; tissue development
Cellular component (GO): RNA polymerase II transcription regulator complex
Molecular function (GO): zinc ion binding; RNA polymerase II cis-regulatory region sequence-specific DNA binding; nuclear receptor activity
Source: RefSeq, a predicted model, not a curated record